ACAAAAACUCCUUCUAUUGGAGUGCUCCAUACGGUCGAUGAAAAGCAUCCCUUGCUACAAAACAAAAGCACGCCGAGACUCAAUUAUAUAUAAAUAAAUUGAGGGUAAUCAAUUGGUAUAUCCAAAAUCAUCAUCAGGUAAAAAAGAAAUAAUAUCAAGUUGCUCUAAAUGGCCUCCUUUUUUAUUCUAUUGCCUUCUUUUACCAUUCACUUCUUCUCCUUGUUGUUGCUUACAAACUUUACUUCCUACACAUUCUCAUUAUGCAACCAUCAUGACAGCUCUGCCUUGUUACAAUUCAAGAACUCAUUUUUUGUCAACACUACACCUUCCGUUACUUUUUGGUUCUAUAAGUGUUCCUCUUUUUCUUUCAAAACAGAAACUUGGAAAAACAAUACAGAUUGUUGUGAGUGGGAUGGUGUCACGUGUGACACCGUGUCAGAUUAUGUGAUUGGUCUGGACCUUAGUUGCAACAAUCUGAAAGGUGAAUUACAUCCCAAUAGCACUAUCUUCCAGCUUAAACAUCUUCAACAACUCAACUUGGCUUUUAAUGAUUUUUUCCGUUCUUCAUUGCAUGCUGGUAUUGGGGAUUUAGUGAAUCUCACACAUCUAAAUGUGUCAUAUUGUUUCCUCAGUGGUAAUAUUCCCUCCACAAUCUCUCAUUUGUCAAAAUUAAUAUCACUUGAUCUUAGCAAUGGUUUGUGGGGGGAAUUGAAACUCAAUCCAUUCACAUGGAAGAAACUCAUUCAUAAUGCUACUAAUUUAAGGGAGCUUUAUCUUGAUACUGUGAAUAUGUCCUCAAUCAAAGAGAGCUCUUUGUCUAUGCUAAAGAAUUUGUCAUCCUCUUUGGUUUCUCUUAGUCUAAGAUCCACUGAAUUGCAAGGAAAUUUGUCAAGUGACGUCCUCUCAUUACCCAACCUUCAAAAACUAGAUUUGUCAUAUAAUUACGACCUUAUUGGUCAACUUCCAAAGUCCAACUGGAGCAUGGCUCUAAGGUACUUGGGCCUCUCUUCCAUUCCUUUCUCAGGUGAAAUUCUUUAUUCCAUAGGUCAAUUGAAGUCUCUAACUCAUUUAUUCCUUCAAGAAUGCAAUUUCGAUGGGACGAUUCCUCUAUCUUUGUGGAACCUCACCCAACUAACACAUUUGGACCUUUCACGAAAUGACCUUAAUGGUGAGAUCCCGCCAUCAUUGUUUUAUCAGUUACCUCAUCUUUCUUUUUUAGAUUUAUUUGGAAAUAAACUUAACGGAGAAAUCCCAAAUGUUUAUGGAAAUUUAAUGAAACUGGAAUAUUUAGAACUUUCCACUAACAACCUAACAGGCCAAGUUCCAUCAUCAUUUUUUCAUCUAUCUCAGCUUUCUCAUUUAGGUUUAUCAUUUAAUAAUCUAGUUGGUCCAAUUCCAAAUGAAAUCACAAAACUUUCAAAAUUGAGCUAUUUGGAUUUAGGUUUUAACAUGUUAAACGGAACAAUUCCGCAUUGGUGUUAUAAUUUGCCUUCGUUGUUAGAGUUGUACCUCGACAACAACCACCUUAUAGGGUUCAUUGGUGAGUUCACAACUUAUUCUCUGCAAUAUUUAUAUCUCUCUAAUAACAACCUACAUGGUCAUUUUCCAAAUUCAAUAUUUGACUUCCAAAAUCUUACCGACUUAGCUUUUUCAUCAACAAAUGUGAGUGGUGUUGUGGAUUUUCACCAAUUUUCAAAAUUUAAAAAACUAAAUUUCCUCAAUCUUUCACACAAUAGUCUUCUUUCUAUCAACAUUGAUAGCAAAGUUGAAUCCAUCUCAUCACCUAAUCUCCAAUCAUUAGAUCUCUCCAAUAAUAACAUUCAUGGGAAAAUUCCCAAAUGGUUUCAUAAGCUCCUAAACUCAUCGGAAUACAUUUAUUACAUUGAUCUUAGUUUCAACAAGUUGCAAGGAGAUCUUCCAGUUCCACCCUAUCUCAUUUACUACUUUUUACUCUCAAAUAACAACUUCACAGGAGAUAUUUCUUCAUCAUUCUGCAAUGCAUCAUCUCUGGAGGUGCUCAAUUUGGCACACAACAAAUUAACAGGCAUGAUCCCACAAUGUCUGGGAACACUUCCUAUUCUUUCUGUAUUAGAUUUGCAAAUGAAUAACCUCUAUGGAAGCAUCCCUACAAACUUUUCCAAACAAAAUCGAUUCGAGACUAUAAAAUUGAAUGGAAAUCAAUUGGAAGGACCAUUACCACACUCUUUGGCUCAUUGCAAAAAACUUGAAGUUUUGGACCUUGGUAACAACAUAAUAGAAGAUGUAUUCCCCAAUUGGCUAGGAAUUCUACCAGAUUUACAAGUACUGAGUUUAAGAUCAAAUAAACUUUAUGGUACAAUCACAUGCUCCACCAAACAUCCAUUUCUCAAGUUGAGAAUUUUUGAUGUCUCUAUCAACAAUUUUAGUGGCUCAUUCCCAACAUCAUGUAUUAAGAACUUUAAAUUCAUGAUGAAUGUGAAUGAUAGUCAAAUUGGUUUGCAAUACAUGGGUAGUGUCAGUUACUAUAAAGAUUCUGUGGUGGUCAUAAUGAAAGGUCUGUCUAUGGAACUAUCGAGGAUAUUGAUUACUUUCACAACUAUUGAUUUAUCAAAUAACAUGUUUGAAGGAGAAAUUCCACAACUCAUUGGAGAUUUAAAAUUUCUCAAAGGCCUUAACCUUUCAAACAAUGGAAUCACAGGUACCAUUCCACAAUCAUUGAGUUAUUUGAGAAAUUUGGAGUGGUUGGACCUCUCAAGGAACCAGUUGAGGGGGGAGAUUCCUAUGGCUCUCACAAAGCUGAAUUUUCUCUCAUUCUUGAACCUUUCACAAAACCAUCUCGAGGGAAUCGUACCUAAAGGUCAACAGUUUGAUACAUUUGGAAAUGAAUCCUAUGAAGGAAAUACAAUGUUAUGUGGAUUACCAUUGUCUAAAUCAUGCAAAAAUGAUGAAGAUCGGUCACCACUUUCAACAUCUGAAGAUGAAGAGGGAUCAGGAUUUGGUUGGAAAGCAGUAGCAAUAGGAUAUGCGUGUGGGGCAAUAUCUGGAUUGCUGUUGGGACACAAUGUCUUCUUCUUUGGGAAACCAGAAUGGCUUGCAAGACUUGUUGAACAUAUGUUUAAUAUGAGACUGAAGAGAAGAAACAACCGAUCCGGUGCAAAUCACAGAACAAUGAAUUAAUUUGAUGUUGGUCUUUUAAAAAAUAUAGAUACGUUUGUUUGUAAUUUCAACUUUUCUGUUUGUGUAAUGUUGUAUUAUUUAUUUAAAAAUUA
Messenger RNA from Trifolium pratense (red clover), 3248 nucleotides. Its product is annotated as receptor-like protein 7. Gene Ontology annotation, molecular function: protein binding. The record is from RefSeq and is a predicted model, not a curated record. Lineage: Eukaryota; Viridiplantae; Streptophyta; Magnoliopsida; Fabales; Fabaceae. The transcript has 2 exons. Bases 169 to 3156 code for a protein of 995 amino acids.